This is a messenger RNA of Papaver somniferum (opium poppy), 1104 nucleotides long. RefSeq names its product ankyrin repeat-containing protein ITN1-like. Bases 203 to 850 code for a protein of 215 amino acids. NCBI's taxonomy places the organism in Eukaryota, Viridiplantae, Streptophyta, Magnoliopsida, Ranunculales, Papaveraceae. The record is from RefSeq and is a predicted model, not a curated record. The transcript has 2 exons.
UUUCCUCGCGAGGGGAGAAACAUACUUCAAUUGGCGAUCGAAAACAGACAAGAAAAAACCUUCGGUUACUUAUAAGGUCACAUGAACGCAGAUGAGAAGAUUUUAACUACUCGCAUAGUAGAUCCAAACGGCGGUAAUAUUUUUACAUGUCGCUGCAAAAAUUGUGCCUUCUUUCCGAGUGAACAGUAGCCCUGUUUUUCAAAUGCAAACCGAGAUUGAUUGGUUUAAGAAAGUGGCGAGGAGGGUACCACCUGCUCUAGGAAAAAUAACAAAUGAUCAAGGAGAAACCCCUCUAGAAGUUUUCACUCGAGAGCACAAGGAUUUAGCGAAAAAAGCAGAGGCAUACACGAUACGUACAGCCGAAUCAUGUCUAAUGGUGGCAGCUCUGGUAGCUACAGUUGCUUUUGCCGCAGCAUUCACAGUACCAGGUGGAAAUUACAGUGACGAUGAUGCAACUAACAAAGGAAAGCCAAUAUUCUUGGGGAAAAAGUCAUUUCCUUUAUUCAUGGUGGUAGAUGCUCUAGCUCUCUUUUCUUCAACUUUCUCAAUUCAAGUCUUCUUAACCCUUUUCCUAGGGGGUUAUGCAGAAGCACGUUUUGACUACUUAGUGACGCAGAAGCUGAAGAUCGGUCUUUUCUCUCUUAGAAUAUCAGUAACUAGUGUGAUAAUUGCAUUUAGCAUAGCACUCUCGAUCAUACUUGGGAAUAGAUAUGAAUGGGCUCCGUAUCUAACAGGUGUGGUUGCCUGUUUUUGCUGCGGCCCCUCUUUGCUUAUUUUGUCGGGGUUACGUUUAAAACACCAUAUAGAAAUUAGAAUUCGGAGAAACCCCGCGUUUGCCUCUCUCCUCUAAUGAUACAGGAGUAUCGUAGCAGAAGAAGAAUGUUGUGAAGAUCAUCUUCACGGCUAGAAUAGUUGUGCAGGUCGUAUGCACAGAAUCUACGUAGUGUGAAGAUUGUAUUCACACAAGCGCAGGGACAGCUAAGGCUGCCAGAUGAGGCUAAUCAUUAGCCUAGGUUUAAGUGAGUCAUAUUGCGGCUAGAGUGUAUCUGGAAGAUACUAGAAGAUGUGUAAAGUUUGUUAACUCAGCCUAGAAGUUUGAGGUUU